AGCUCCUUUUGGGUGAACUCUCUGCGGAAUCUGGAAAAAUUUGUAUCGAAGGAGAGGUAUCAUAUUCCUCUCAGGAACCGUGGCUGUUUUCAUCAACCAUUCGUAACAACAUUCUUUUUGGACAAACUUACGAUGAAACUUUAUACCUAAACACAGUUAGAGUAUGUUGCCUUGAGAGAGAUUUCGAACAGUUUCCAAAUGGAGAUAUGACUAUCGUCGGUGAUAGAGGAGUCACUCUAAGUGGUGGUCAAAAGGCUAGAGUCAAUCUCGCAAGAGCAGUCUAUCGAAAAACCAACAUUUAUCUGAUGGAUGAUCCACUUUCAGCUGUAGACUCACAUGUGGGAAAACAUCUAUUUGAAGAGUGCAUAGUAGAAUACUUAAAAGGGAAAACUAGAGUCCUUGUGACACAUCAGUUGCAGUAUUUGAAUAAAGCCGAUCUGAUCAUUGUUAUCAAUCAAGGUGUUAUUGAAGCUCAAGGAACGUUGACUGAACUUUCAAAGUCGGGCGUUAAUUUCACUGAAAUGUUAGUGGAUGAAAACACAGCAGAUGAAUCCGAUCCGGAAACUACCGACAGUGAGGUCUAUGCUGAGGAAAAAAAUAUUUUGUUCCACCAGAAAUGGUGGUUGCCUAAACCUGUCGAUUCUAGCCACUACAAGCAAGUGCAAGUGCAAUAA
Messenger RNA from Leptinotarsa decemlineata (Colorado potato beetle), 674 nucleotides. RefSeq names its product ATP-binding cassette sub-family C member 4. Gene Ontology annotation, cellular component: membrane. Gene Ontology annotation, molecular function: ATP hydrolysis activity; ABC-type transporter activity; ATP binding. The record is from RefSeq and is a predicted model, not a curated record. Gene Ontology annotation, biological process: transmembrane transport. Lineage: Eukaryota; Metazoa; Arthropoda; Insecta; Coleoptera; Chrysomelidae.